GCCGAGGCCGCAUCCCUAGCUACGAAUUAUAAGCCUUCCCAUCCGAUCGACCUACCCAUAUUACGACCAACAUGAGUACCCUGGAAGCCGAACCCAACAUCAAUGUUGACGAGAGCACGCAAACCGAUACCCCAUUAUUAGACACAGAUGAUGUAACAGAGCUUAUCGAGAGCAUCAAGACCGCCUCCAGCUCCGACAUACUACUGCCCUACGGCUCCAGCGUCUUUGAUCACUCAGCCAUGGCCCCUGCUUCCCCAGCCGCCGCAGCAGCUCUUGCGAGGCUACGAGCCUAUGUCCCACCGCCAUUUCCCAUAUGGAACAACCUCCCCGUCUCCCGCCGUGCCGCCGUCCUCCUCCUCCUUUUUGCCGACCGCCGCGGAGACCUCCGGGUCGUCGUUACUAUGCGAGCUGCCUCCCUCCGUAACUACUCUGGCCAUGCGGCCUUACCGGGCGGCAAGGCUGAUACCCUUGAAGAAACACCGUUCGAGAUUGCACGCCGAGAGGCGUUCGAGGAGAUCGGGUUGCCGAUGGAUGACUCAAAAUUCCCAAAGUCGAUCAGGAUAGAGCAUCUCUGCCAACUCCCAUUUAAUCUGGCUAAGACGGAGCUUGCGGUGAGUCCCUGCGUAGCAUUCUUGCACGCCGAUGGCGCAAACGGAGAGACCGCGGAAGAGGCUAUGAUACCUACUCUCGAUGCGAAGGAGGUAGCUGCCGUCUUUUCGGCACCUUUCCAUAACUUCCUCAGGCUUGAGGAUGAGGUUCCAGAAGGUGAGAAGGUGCCGGGAAGCAAGAACGAUUGGUACGAGGGCAGCUGGGUCGACUGGCAUGAUGGCUAUCGCUGGCGCGUGCACAACUUCUAUGUCCCCAUCAACAACCAGAAAGUCACUAAACCGAAAGAAAGAGAAGGUGGGCUUAAGGCCAUUGCCGAGCAGCUAGAGGAAGAAGAGGAGGCUGGCAUGGAGAGAUACAAGGUGUGGGGUAUGACGGCGAGGAUCUUGGUCGAUGUUGCGAGAGUAGCGUACGGUGAAAACCCGGAAUUUGAGCAUAAUGAUCAUUACGGUGAUGAGCAAUUGAUGGAGACCCUUUUCAAGAUGGGUCGCAUGGGCGAGAAGAAGAAUGGAACGCCAGGCUUGACUAGAGAAGAGAUCGCCAAAGAAGCUGCGAAGAUGUAAUGAAGAUAAGAUCUAUUAGAUUUAAAGAAAGAUGAUCUGACACUCGUAAAGGCAAGGCGAUCGGCUACUGCCUCCAUUUUGAGUUUGUCCAGCCAAAACUAGUCUAGAUUAUUAGAUCAGCCGGGUUGUGCCUGGCUUACAAUUUAGACUUAACCACCUUCUAUUGAAGCGGCAAAAUAGCCAAAUAUAAUUCAUAACCACA
Messenger RNA from Pseudogymnoascus verrucosus, 1371 nucleotides. RefSeq lists its product as uncharacterized. Bases 72 to 1169 code for a protein of 365 amino acids. Lineage: Eukaryota; Fungi; Ascomycota; Leotiomycetes; Thelebolales; Thelebolaceae. Gene Ontology annotation, molecular function: acetyl-CoA hydrolase activity; coenzyme A diphosphatase activity. The record is from RefSeq and is a predicted model, not a curated record. Gene Ontology annotation, biological process: coenzyme A catabolic process. The transcript has 3 exons.